CGUAUAUCGCUAAUACACACCUUACAUCAUGUGGGUCUCAUCAUCUUUCGGGGACGCCGACAUUGAUGUGAAACCAGCCAAGAGAACUGCCAGCCUGAAGUCAGAAAAUAGGUCCUUUUCAGGCGGUACAGGACGUCAACACAAAGUAGUAGGGAGAGAGCAGUAUGAGGGAGAUUUGUGGGUGGACGUCCACCGGCCGACCUCCGUGGCUGACCUGGCCGUCCAUCCGAAAAAAGUGGCUCAAGUCGUGGAGUGGUUGAAGAGUCAUGUGAUGUUGGGUCGGGUUAAGGACACACCAAUACUACUUCUCACAGGUCCGCCCGGUGCAGGGAAAACGGCUACUGUGAAGCUGUUAUCAGAACAGGAGGGUGUGGAGGUGCAGGAGUGGGUCAACCCUGUUACAGAGGUGCACCAGCUGUCUUCUGACGACCCCACAACCUCCCGCGGCUCUCGCCAGCCGCCCCAGGCCGCCGUGUUCAAGGACUUCCUGUUACGGGCUAGCCAGUUCACCAGCCUGUGUCUGACAGGAGCGCCGAAGUCAGACCGGAAGCUUGUUCUAGUAGAGGACUUCCCCAACGUGUUCUACAGAGAGAAGACACAGUUCCACGACGUGUUGAGACACGUGCGGGAGGCGGGGUGUUUCCCGCUGGUGUUCAUCGUGAGCGAGACAUCCGGGAAGGACAGCAGGGUGCGAGAUCUGUUCCCCUCCGACUUACAACUCCAGCUCAACAUCCACGUCAUCAGCUUCAACGCCGUGGCUGCCACCAACAUGCAGAAGGCCUUGUCUUGUGUACUUAACAAAGAAGCUGCUAGGAGGAGCUUCUUCAAGAGGCCGGACAAAGACAGGAUACAGGAGGUAGUGCAGGCCAGCGCCGGCGACAUACGCAGCGCUGUCAACUUGUUACAGUUUUCCAGCCUCAAAGUACCCGUCGAUAGAACUUCAAAAGUCUUCAAGAAAACUAAAUCUAGCAAAGGGAACACAUCAAAGAGCACAAGAAGUAAUCUUAAGGCAGGAAAGGAGAAGGCAAGUGUAGAGCAAAGUGGAGGAAAGGACAUUUCGUUAUUCCUGUUCCGUGCUCUAGGGAAGAUCUUGUACUGUAAGCGUUCAGAAGAAGAAGAGAGAGAUCUUCCCCCCCUCCCCCCGCAUCUCUCCCACCACAAACGCCUGCCUGUGCUCGCAGACCCGGAGACGGUGGUCCACGCCUGUCCGCUGAGCGCAGAAGCCUUGUGCCUGUUCUUACAGCAGAACUUCACAGAGUUCCUGUCCGAAGUCUCCGAGUGUGAGACAGCGACGCGAUACCUCAGCGAUGCAGACGUGAUGUCGUCGGAAUGGGCGGCACGAGACGUAUUAAGCCACUAUGGCGUGUCGGUAGCCACGCGAGGUCUCAUGCACGCCAAAACUGCGGUCAGUAAGGGCGGCUGGAGGCCGUUGUACAAACCUGAGUGGUACUCCGUGCAGCAGAAGUGCCUGAGUAACCACAGGACUGCUGCGGGGACAUGUGUGGACCAGUGUCUGCCAGCCGUGGAGUUAUUCACACAGAAACUGCCCUUCCUCGGCCUGAUCCAUCCAUCCUGGAACAGCAAACUCGGCUUCUUGUCAAGCCAGCGCUUCACUAACGCCAGGCCGCAGAAGUUGGAGGAGACAGAGGCUGUUUUUGAUGAAGAGGAUGAAGGGGAGACUCAGGCCUUGCCAUCCCUCCCUCAGCAACAAUGUACUGUCCCCAGGGAGAUAGAUGAUGAGGUAGUUAUUGAAGAUUAUGACAGUGACUGGUAAUUGGUCAUUCUAAAGAGAUGAUACAAAACUUCCUGUUGAAUGGCAUUAGUUUCUUCCACACUGCUGAGGCCUAGAAAAAAAUGUUGU
Messenger RNA from Branchiostoma belcheri (Belcher's lancelet), 1861 nucleotides. Its product is annotated as cell cycle checkpoint protein RAD17-like. Gene Ontology annotation, biological process: DNA damage checkpoint signaling; DNA repair; mitotic DNA replication checkpoint signaling. The coding region runs from base 29 to 1774 and encodes 581 amino acids. The transcript has 3 exons. The record is from RefSeq and is a predicted model, not a curated record. Gene Ontology annotation, molecular function: chromatin binding. NCBI's taxonomy places the organism in Eukaryota, Metazoa, Chordata, Leptocardii, Amphioxiformes, Branchiostomatidae.